AUGAGACCCUUUUUGCUCUUCCUGCUGCAUCUGGGCCUGUGACACCCUCCUCUGCAGAAAAAAUUAUGGAUUUGAAGGAGCAGCCAGGUAACACUGUUUCGUCUGGUCAAGAGGAUUUCCCAUCUGUCCUGCUUGAAACUGCUGCCUCUCUUCCUUCUCUAUCUCCUCUCUCAACUGUUUCUUUUAAAGAACAUGAAUACCUUGGUAAUUUAUCAGCAGUGUCAUCUAAAGAAGGAACAAUUGAAGAAACUUUAACUGAGGCUUGUAAAGAGUUGCCAGAGAGGGCAACAAAUCCAUUUGUAAAUAGAGAUUUAACAGAGUUUUCGGAAUUAGAAUAUUCAGAAAUGGGAUCAUCUUUCAAUGGCUCUCCCAAAGGAGAGUCAGCCAUACUAGUAGAAAAUUCUAAAGAAGUAAUUGUGAGGAGUAAAGACAAAGAGGAUUUAGUUAGCAGUGCAGCCCUUCACAAUCCACAAGAGUCACCUGUGACCCUUACUAAAGUGGUUAAAGAAGACAGAGUUAUGUCUCCAGAAAAGACAAAGGACAUUUUUAAUGAGAUGCAAGAGUCAGUGGUAGCACCUAUGAGGGAAGAGUAUGCAGACUUUAAGCCAUUUGAACAAGCAUGGGAAAUGAAAGACACCUAUGAGGGAGCUGGGAGUGUGGCUGCUAGAGGUAACACAGAAAGUAAAGUGGACAAGAACUGCUCUGAAGAUAGCCUGGAGCAAAAAAGUUCUGGAAAAGAUAGUGAAAGCAGUAAUGAUGAUGCUUCUUUCCCUAGUACACCAGAACCUGUGAGGGAAGGCUCCAGAGCAUACAUCACAUGUGCUUCUUUUACCUCAGCAACUGAAAGCACCGCAGCAAACAUUUGCCCUUUGUUAGAAGAUCAUACUUCAGAAAAUAAAACGGAUGAAAAAAAAAUAGAAGAAAGGAAGGCCCAAAUUAUAACAGAGAAGACUAGCCCCAAAACAUCAAAUCCUUUCCUCGUAGCAAUACAGGAUGCUGAGGCAGAUUAUGUCACAACAGAUAACUUAUCAAAGAUGACAGAGGCAGUGGUGGCAAACAUGCCUGAAGGUCUAACUCCAGAUUUAGUACAGGAAGCGUGUGAAAGUGAACUGAGUGAAUCUACAGGUACAAAGAUUGCUUAUGAAACAAAAAUGGACUUGGUCCAGACAUCAGAAGCUAUACAAGAAUCACUUUUCCCCACAGCACAGCUUUGCCCAUCAUUUGAAGAAUCUGAAGCAACUCCUUCCCCAGUUUUGCCUGACAUUGUUAUGGAAGCACCAUUAAGUUCUCUCCUUCCAAGCGCUGGUGUGCCUGUAGUGCAGCCCAGUGUAUCCCCACGAGAAGCACCUCUUUCAGUUAGUUAUGACAGUGUAAAGCCUGAGCCUGAAAAUCCCCCACCAUACGAAGAAGCACUAAAAGCUUCGGGAACAAAGGAAGACAUUAAAGAGCCUGAAAGUAUUAAUGCAGCUGUUCAGGAAACAGAAGCUCCUUAUAUAUCCAUUGCAUGUGAUUUAAUUAAAGAAACAAAGCUGUCCGCUGAACCAAGUUCAGAUUUCUCGAAUUAUUCAGAAAUAGCAAAAUUUGAGAAGUCAGUGCCUGAUCACUCUGAGCUAGUGGAGUCCUCACCCGAUUCUGAACCAGUUGACUUAUUUAGUGAUGAUUCAAUUCCCGAAGUCCCACAAACACAAGAGGAGGCUGUGAUGCUCAUGAAGGAGAGUCUCAGUGAAGUAUCUGAGACAGAAACACAGCAGAAACAUGAGGAGAGAUUUAGUGCUUCACCUCAGGAAGUAGGAAAGCCAUAUUUAGAGUCUUUUCAGCCCAAUUUACGUAUUACAGAAGAUGCUACAACUAAUGAAAUUCCAACAUUGACCAAAAAGGAGAAAAUUUCUUUGCAGAUGGAAGAGCUUAAUACUGGGAUGUAUUCAAAUGAUGACUUGAUUACUUCUAAGGAAGACAAGAUAAAAGAAAGUGAAACAUUUUCAGAUUCGUCUCCAAUUGAGAUAAUAGAUGAAUUUCCCACGUUUGUCAGUACUAAAGCUGAUUCUUCUCCUAAAUUAGCCAAGGAAUAUACUGACUUAGAAGUAUCCAACAAAAGUGAAGUUGCUAGUAUCCAGAGUGGGGCUGGUUCGUUGCCCUGUGACCUUUCCUUCAAGAGCAUAUGCCCUAGCGAUGAAAUGCUUGUCUCAGAUGAAUUCUCCAAAGAUAGGUCCAGUCUAUCUAAGGAGUCCUUAUUGCCUCCAAAUGUUUCUGCUUUGGGACCUCCAACAGAAACAGGUGGCGUAGUUAAACCCAAAGUCCUUAUGAAAGAAGCAGAGAAAAACCUUCCUUCUGCUACAGAGAAUGAGGACAGAUCACUGUCGGCUGUAUUUUCACCAGAGCUGAGUAAAGCUUCAGUUACUGACCUCCUCUACUGGAGAGACAUUAAGAAGACUGGAGUGGUGUUUGGUGCCAGUUUAUUCCUGCUGCUGUCUCUGACAGUGUUCAGUAUUGUGAGUGUAACAGCCUACAUUGCCUUGGCCCUGCUCUCUGUGACUAUCUGCUUUAGGAUAUAUAAGGGUGUGAUCCAGGCUAUCCAGAAAUCAGAUGAAGGCCACCCAUUCAGGGCAUAUUUGGAUUCUGACGUUGCUGUAUCAGAGGAAUUGGUUCAAAAAUACAGUAAUUCUGCUCUUGGUCAUGUGAAUAGCACAAUAAAAGAACUCAGGCGCCUCUUCUUAGUUGAUGAUUUAGUUGAUUCCCUAAAGUUUGCAGUGUUGAUGUGGGUGUUUACUUACGUUGGUGCCUUGUUCAAUGGCCUGACAUUGCUGAUUUUAGCUCUGAUUUCACUCUUCAGUAUUCCUGUUAUUUAUGAGCGGCAUCAGGCGCAGGUAGAUCAUUAUCUGGGACUUGCGAAUAAGAGCGUGAAAGACGCCAUGGUCAAAAUCCAAGCAAAAAUCCCUGGAUUGAAGCGCAAAGCAGAAUGAAAAGGCCCCAAACAGUAGGAAUUCAUCUUUAAAGGGGACACUCUUUUGAUUAAGGGGGUGGGCGGGUCAGGGGUGAGCCCUCGGCAGCGGUGCAGCUUCAGCUCUUUAUUUUAGCGGUGCACUGUUUGAGGAGCAGUUACCUGUCUUGACUUCCUGUGUUUUUAUCAUCUGAAGUAUCGUAAGCUGCUGUGUAUGGAUUUAAAUUGUAAUCACACUUGUUUUCCCUGUAUGAGGCACUGGGGAAUAAAGUGAGCUGGGAAAGCUGUGUAUUUUAUUUUGUUGCAGGUAGUCUUGCUGUAUUUGGGAAGUUACAAAGAAGGUAGCUCUGGGGGGAAAAAAACUUUUCACAGUGUACUGUGUUUGGUUGGUGUAAAUUGAUACAGAUUUUUUUUGAAAUGAAAUGUUUAGAUAAGAUCAUACUAUUAAAGCAGGAAUGAAAAUGCUGUCUUGAUGGUAUGUUCUAGGUGUAUUGUGAAGUUACUGUUAUUGCCAAUAUAAGUAAAUAUAGACAUAAUCUAUAUAUAGUGUUUCACAAGCUUAGACCUUUAACCUUCCAGCUGCCCACAGUGCUUGACCUCUCAGUCGUGGGUUAUACAGUGUAGUCCCAAGCACAUAAACUAGGAAGAGAAUGUAUUUGUAGGAGCACUACCAUCUGUUUUCAAGGAAACUACAUACAACUCCAGCCUAAGUGUCAUUUCAAAGACUUACUGUAUGUAUAGUUAAUUUCGUCACAGACUCUGAUUCUGUGGACUGAAUUUAAUGCUUCCAAAUGUUUUCAGUUAUCAAACAUUAUUAUGCAAGAAAUAAUAAAACAAGCUGUACUGAAUUAUCUGUGGAAUGCAUUGUGAAUUCUAAAAGCAAAGUAUCAAUAAAGCUUACAGACAUGCUGUA
Psammomys obesus (fat sand rat) is the source of this 3851-nucleotide messenger RNA. It is a transcript of the gene Rtn4, whose product is annotated as reticulon 4. The transcript has 8 exons. Gene Ontology annotation, biological process: brain development; endoplasmic reticulum tubular network formation; neuron differentiation. Gene Ontology annotation, cellular component: neuron projection; postsynaptic density. Bases 66 to 2960 code for a protein of 964 amino acids. NCBI's taxonomy places the organism in Eukaryota, Metazoa, Chordata, Mammalia, Rodentia, Muridae. The record is from RefSeq and is a predicted model, not a curated record.